Messenger RNA from Marmota monax (woodchuck), 6282 nucleotides. RefSeq names its product GVQW motif containing 3 (gene Gvqw3). The coding region runs from base 512 to 1144 and encodes 210 amino acids. The record is from RefSeq and is a predicted model, not a curated record. The transcript has a single exon. NCBI's taxonomy places the organism in Eukaryota, Metazoa, Chordata, Mammalia, Rodentia, Sciuridae.
GGGAGCGAGUUGCGCAUGCGGGACAGCCUCUCGGGACUCUGUAGCUGGCGGGCGCUAGGUUCCUCCGGUAGGUUUCGCGUGUGCGGGUUUCUGCAGAUCUGGGGCGAGCUUGCACGUUACAUCACCAUUGCAUCUCUCCUUGCUUGUUCAAGUUGCCACCACUUUAGGCGUGUGUGGCAGAAGUCGUAGAGAUUCUUAAGAGCCGCGGAAUUGGGACGACCUUGGUGACCAAUUUGUAAACUCCAGGCAGAGCUGCGCGUAUGAGUUGGACGCAGACGUGGAUUGCAGGGGAUUUGAUUUUUCUUGACUUUGCAGCUCCUCUUUGGCCCCGUUAGCUUCUCAGAUCAGACGUUAAGGGGCGAAAAAUCAGAAAAGCAAUUACUCUUCCCUGACGGGGUUUCCAGGGGAGAAAGAAUAGUGACAUGAUUAUGCCUACAGCCCUAUAGAGAUUGGUCCCUCUGUCUUCCCCUCAUAAUUGUGGCCUGUUAACUUUCCUGUGUAUACUGCCAAAAUGAGUGACCGCUAUUUAGAACAAAGGAUUAGUAUAAAAUUUUGCGUGAAAUUGAACAAGUCUGCAAGUGAGACCCACCAUCUUUUAAAAGAAGCCUAUGGGGAUGAAGUCAUGUCAAGGGCCCGAGUUUUUGACUGGCACAAACGAUUUAAAAAAGGGCGGGAAGAUGUUCGAGACGAUGCACGAAGUGGGCGGCCUGUCACCCACAGGACAGAUGAAAAUAUCCAGAAGGUCAAGGACUUGGUUUGUUCAAACAGGCAGUUAACCGUGAGGAUGAUGGCUGAAGAGUUAAAUUUAGAUAAAGAAACCGUUAGACUCAUUCUGAAAGAAAACUUGAACAUGAGGAAGGUUUCUGCCAAAGUCAUAUCAGGUAUUUUGAAAGAUGAGCCUAAACCUGGAAAACUUGAUUUGCGAUCACAUCUGUCAAAGGACACUAGGAAAAACAGCUCAUGUGUGAAGAAGAAGUUAACAAGUUCUGAAACAUGGAGUCAUCUGCAGGGGGAAGCUGUUGGGGAAAUGCCUCUGUCUGUGUCCGGUCCCAGAAUCCAUUACCCUGACAACCAACCUCUGCAGCCAUCAUCUUCUGCCAGCUUUCCCAUCAGAGUGGCCCAGGAUUGGUUCACACCCUGGUGAAAAGAAUCUGAGGGUAGCUGAACCUGAGCUAGGAAGUUGCAUCACUGUUGGGCAACUUCAUUUGCUGCUCCUGUUUCCGCUCCUCCUUGCUGGCAUGGCCUUCCUAUUUUAUGCUGGACUGUGGCCAUCUCCCUUGUUUUUCACCACUUUGAAGUGCUUUGGUUGUUGACUUCUGUUGCUUGCUUCUUUAUAUUUCUCUUGCUUAACAAGUUUGGAUCUCUUCAUUGCCCAUACUUCAAUUUGUUGUGGCUGUCCUGUUCUUUUGUUCUCAACGUUCUGCCUCAGGGGAUCAUCCAUAUCUUUGGGCACAGGGAGAAAUUUCUUCUGAGAGGACCCCAAAAGGCCUACUGUUUCAUUUACUUUGCAGUCAGAGCCUAAGGUAUGAUACAGAAGGCAGUGGACCUGUUGAACAAUCUGGGUCAAAGGCCCAAAUGACUGGGUAGGAGCCCCUCAGAACUGGGGGGGGGGGGGUUUCCACCAAUACUGAUCUUCUUUUGGACCUCCCUUUCACAGAACAACUGGAUCUGUUUCAUUCUAGUCUUGAGCUUUGGCCCCCCAUUUAUUUGGGUUUCCCCUCACUGGAAGAGGAAAAUCUGACCCUAGGAAAUAUAAACUAGGGGACGCAGGCCAAGACUGAUAUGUGAGGAGAAAGACCAGAUGAUUCUCCAGACCCUAAAUUAAGGGAGUCCGCAGUCUAUUUGGUGUGUUUUGAGCACCUGCUGUUUUUAGAACACUUCUGGGCAGUGACAAUGUAAAGUUCUUAAAUGAGAUCACCAGGUGCAGUUGGGCUUCACAAAGGAGCUGGUUCUUGAACUGGAUUCAUGAGGAAGGGUGAGACAAAGGGCUAUGAGAUUAGGGAACACUUCCCAGGCCGGUGAAACAGCAUGAGGCUGGCAACCUGAAAGUGGCCACAGAAAGUGAUGAUACUUGGCUAAAAUAACAAAGAUUAAAGGGGAAGGUGGUGGUAUUGCAGAAGAUGAAUAAUGGGAGAUAAUUUGCUGUCCUCAACUCUAUGCCUGCUGGCAGUUUAUAAAUUACUUCCCCGAGUCUGUGAGUAGGUUUAUGAUAAUGCAUUUCUUUGGUUAUCUGAUUUUCCCAUUGAACCUCAAAAAGUAGUCUCUCUGUGUCCAAACUGUCUUCUGUGUUCCUGCUGCUCUGCUAGGACUUAUGGAUCGGAACUUUUCCCCAGGGGCUUCCAACUAUUACCACAUAAACUAUCAGAAUGUCUGAUAGGGAACAGGAGAAGCCAGGGGGUAAUAGCAUUUCACAGCAUUGGUUGGUGUCUGUGUUACCCAAGGAUUUUGAAACAACAGCUCCUCUUUAACAAGUAAGGAACUAAUCUAAAGUGGGGAAUAAUAGAGGAUCCACACUUAUUCAUUCCACACAAGUAACUUUUAGUUCCGUUCUUUCAUUGUCUACUGAUUUCAAAAAGUUAGAAACUUCUCUCUAAUACCUGUCAGUUUGGAGACACUUUGAAAGCUAGACCUUGUGCUACAAAGAAAAGAUAAUAAGAAAACUCUUAAACCCAGCAGAUUUCCAACUACUUGCAAUUUCUAGACAUUUUGUUUUAGGACCAUUAAGUCUUCUUACCUCAGACAAAGUCCUGGGUUCCCCAUAAGCACACUGGACUUCAGGAGCAAAUCCCCACCACUCAUUGUUGCAAUUUUAUUGCUGAAUUUAUUUAUUCUGCUCAGGCCCUGUUGUAAUAAUUGCAGAAUCACAUGUUCCUGGGCGCAGGCUAGAAUCCCACAACACCUGAAGACAUUAACUCCAACCUAUAAUAACACAGAGGUCCUGCAAGAACUUAUUUCUGGGUUUUAUUGUAGUCCCUGUAAGCAGGACUGGGAUAAUGAUGCUGCUCCCUGGUGAUGAUGCUGGACCAAGACCCAUGCAGGAGUGUAGGAUACCAGAAGUGAAGUUGGCCCAGAUAGGGUUUGAACACAGAACACCUGGAAGUAAGGUAAUUGGGAGUGUGAAUUCAAAUUUUUCCAAGUGUCUGUCAUGAAAUGGACAGCUUAUAUCCUUAGAUGAUGUCCUAAAUAGUUAUUAGUUGAACUACUACUUGAACCCAUUGUCUCUUUGCAAGGCUUCCCAUAAAAUAUUCAGUGAUAAUGUCAUGCUUCAGAUUUUUGAGAAGUAAAAUUUCUGUCCUAAAACUCAUCCAGAGCAAUCUAUUCUCACAGUACUCAAAUUGCUAAACCCAAGACUUCCACAUGAUCGCCUGGAGUAUCCAAGGGAGUUCUUAGAACUCCUUAUGUACCCACUUGCCAAAUGUACUCCAUUGCUGACCCACAUUUACCCUGGCAUGCACUUGUGGGCCAGGUCUCUUGAGCUCCUGAUCUUGUAAUCUCAAAUCCAGCCCUGCAUCACACUCGAGGCUCUUGUCUUUGGCUCAUGCAUAUACCCCUCUCAAUUUAUUCUUCACCAGUUUGUUUUCUGGUUCUGGACCACACCUCCAAGAGCACCUUUUGGCCACUUUGAUGUGUUGAUCCUUGAAUUGCUCUUUUGUUAAGGUCUUUCACUCAGUUUUCUCUUAUUUCUCUGAAUUUUGGGUCCCUCUUCAAGCUCUCUGCUUUAGCCACUGUGCCAUUGGAGCAGAAAUUGUCUGCUCUACCCCUACCCACCUCUCAAGAAGUGGGUAGGGCAACGAGGGGAAUAUAUGUUCUGGAUUUUUUUUUUUUUUUAAUAAGGGGCAUCAGUGCCCAGGAGGAUGGGAGGAGGUCCUUGCCUCUCUUAGCCACUGUUGGUUGUACUCCCCAGAUGCAACUAUUUUCUCAAGAAAGCAAUCUCCUUACCUCUGGCCCUGAGAAUCAUGAGUAUUCAGAGCUAUAACAUCCAAAUCCCAUUCUCCCAGCCACUGUAUUCUGCCUGACAGGAGAAGUUUCACCUAAUUGCAGAUCAAGCGUGGCUCUCUGUGAGACAUUAGGAGAAGAGUUGGCAAUCUGCAAACCUUGACCAUAAUUCUCAGGCUUAACACAAUCAGUGAAUCUUUUUGGCAUUUAGGUAGAUCUUCCCCUACCCACCCAUAUUCUCACUCCCAUUUUGAUUCAGAGUCCACAUGGAAUGUUCGGUGCCACAGCUAAAGUCCAAGAGGAAUAGAUUGUUCUUGGGGCAGAUCAUCCCAUCAUUAAUUUUAUCUAAUUCUCUCACUCUCCACCCUGCUCCAUUUACCCCAUUAAAAAUUAUUUUAAAAAGAGAAAAAAAUAAAAAUUUCACCAAUCUUUGAGAAAAACACAAGGACAGUUCUAUAGUCUUCUAAAUUCUGCCCCUGGCUCUGAGUCCUCUUUGAAAUGUUAUCUUUUGGGAAGAAUGUAUACCUGGGACCUACUUUCCAGAGCCUUCCUUUCAGAUCCAUUUCUUUGUCAAAGUCCACACUUGAUAUGGGAGAUGCCAGAUAAGUCUGGAUUCUAAAUGACUUGAGGACACCUACUAAAGGAGUGGAUCACUAUUGGGGAACUGUCUGUCACUCUGUUGCAGUACACGAUUCACUUUGCCUGCUCUUUGCAGAUAUCAUCACCAGCAAGCCUUGCUACGCUCCCUGGGAUUACGUCUCACCAGGAUCUUAGUUAGAGAGCCUCCCUUUGCUCCUGAACUAUGUUAUUCUGCAUUCUUCAACUACUGCUGCAGGGAUCAGCCUUCCUAGAUUUUACCAGGCUUUUACAUCUUAUCGGAGGCAAUCCUUCUAUAUUUAUGUUCUCUCUAGUCUCUGCCUUAUCAGAUCUUUACAAAUUCUGUGCAAGUUGUAUCACCCAGUAUAAAUAUCCAGAAACAAUCUAGUGGGGAGCUUCAGUACCUCCAAGGACCCACUUGGGUCUACUGAAGGGUCAGCAGACUUCUAUAAAGAAAGCAUCCUAGGCUCUGUGUGCUCUAUCAUCUCUGUUGCAGUUACUCAACAUGUUAGUGCUAAAGUAGACAAAGCUAAUAUGAAAACAAAGGAUCAUGGCUAUGUUCCAUAUGAAACUUUAUAAAGGGAUACUAGAAUUUGAAUUUCACAUAGUUUUUACAAAAUAUAAUCUUGAUUUUUUUCCCCAACCAUCUAAACAUAUAAAAAAAAAUUGUUGGGCUGGGGUUGUGGCUCAGUGGCAGAGUGCUUGCCUAGCAUGUGUGAGGCACUGAGUUUGAUUCUCAGCACCACGUAUCAAUAAAUUAAAAAAAAAAAAAAGGUCCACUGACAACUAAAAAAAUAUUUAAGAAAAAAAAUUGUUUAGCUUAUAGACCAUGGAAAGACAGGUGGUGUACCAGACUUGGCCCAUGGGCCAUAGUUUGCCUACCUCUGAUCUAGUGUGUGUGUGUGUGUGUGUGUGUAUGACAGAUGAUAGCUUGUUUUCCAUCAAUAACAUUGUUAAGGCCAAGCGGAUCUGUCAGUGUCUGACGAUUUACUAUACAGAAAUUGUGGAAUCUUGAGACCAAGAGAAUGACCUAGAACUGAAUGAUUGGCUAUUUCACCUUGACCAUAUUCCAGUUCACAAAAUGAAUUUUGUGCUUUUUGAUUAAAAAUGAUUUUUUGCAAACUACCACCUGUGUUAUUCCCAUGUAAUAUCUCAAAACCUAUUUUGGCAAUAUUAGAAAUGGUGCCAAGUUACAAUUGGCAAUAAUGGAAUGAACUAAAGGUAGUUCUGAAAAUGCUUUGACCAUGGCAUUUGAAUAUGUUAUCACCUAUUAAAAUGUGUACUAUGGAGGUGGCAAAACACAAAUUUUUUUGCAAGUUUAUAAAAAUAAAUACUAUAUAUGGGUGUGUAUAUGUAUGUAUAUUUUCGUGUAUAUAUAUAUUUGUGUGUAUUAUGUAUAUGUGUGUGUAUAUUUUUUUUAACCUUGUAACUGUUGUAACUGGUGCCAGAGUAUGUACUUUUAGAUGAGUAUACUUGUUUUUCCUCUAAAGAGAUCUUUAUUGUAUCACCUUCACUUAAGCUGAUUUCCAAAGUUGCAAUAGAAUCUCAAGGUUGAACAGAACUUUAUAAGAGUGAUCAGCCAAUCAUUUUUCCCUUGAACCAGGAGUAAAUCAACCCUCCACUGGCUGAAAGGCUAUCUGAAAGAAUAUUCUGUAUUAAUUUACUCAAUGAAUGUUGAAUGGCUGAGGUACCAGGCACUGUCCUGUGUGCUGAGGUACAGCAAUAAACAAAAGAGACACAGGCCUUACA